Molecule: messenger RNA, 1293 nt
Organism: Cadophora gregata
Lineage: Eukaryota; Fungi; Ascomycota; Leotiomycetes; Helotiales; Ploettnerulaceae
Gene: SSU1
Product: Plasma membrane sulfite pump involved in sulfite metabolism
Exons: 5
Coding region: 1-1293 (430 amino acids)
Biological process (GO): transmembrane transport; sulfite transmembrane transport
Cellular component (GO): plasma membrane
Molecular function (GO): sulfite transmembrane transporter activity
Source: RefSeq, a predicted model, not a curated record
AUGGAUCCUACUGGGAUCCCAACCCGCUUUCAGGAUGGUUUGGCGCAGCAGAAUCAGUCAGAAAACGCCUGUGCGCAGAUGGGUGACACUGGAAAGCUCAAGGGCGCUGCACCAGAAAGCGAACUGCUGUCUUCUACAGAAAACCUUACUAAGAGGGAUGACCUAUCCCCCAAAGACGACCAGAACCGCCGUGGAUGGAGAAAGAUUGUCCGAAAUUUCACACCUUCAUGGUUCUCGGUAAACAUGGGCACGGGAAUUGUGUCAAUCCUGCUUCACAACCUCCCUUACAAUGGAAGAUGGCUUUACUGGAUCUCUGUCGUGAUCUUCUGUCUCAACGUGGCACUCUUUACAACUUUCCUCUGUAUCUCGAUCGUAGGCUACACUCUGUACCCUGCCAUUUGGAGAGCUAUGAUCCGGCACCCAGCACAAUCUCUGUUUCUAGGCACCUUUCCUAUGGGAUUUGCAACUAUCGUCAACAUGGUGGUCUUCGUCUGUGUGCCUGCAUGGGGCUACAGAGCCGCCCAACUGGCUUGGGCUCUCUGGUGGAUUGACGCUAUGUCUCUUCACACAGCCGAACUCAAAUCCAUGACUGCCGCUUGGCUUCUCCCUAUUGUUGCUCCUAUUGUCGCCGCUGCUACCGGCGCCAUCGUCGCCGAUGUUCUCCCAAACCCCCAGCACGCCUUGAUCACGGUCAUAGUAUCGUAUAUUUUAUGGGGAACGGGCGUUCCACUCGCCAUGGCAGUUCUGGUAGUAUAUUUUCAACGUUUGACGAUCCACAAACUCCCACCUCGCGAGGUUAUUGUCUCGGUCUUUCUCCCCCUCGGCCCUCUAGGCCAAGGCGGCUUCGGCAUUCAGAAACUAGGGAUGGUUGCCAUGAAGAUAUUUCCUCAGACUAGAACGCUUAGCGAGGCUACAACCAAGUCUGGGGAUAUCCUCUACGUGAUGGGUUAUUUGAUGGCUCUUAUUAUGUGGGGAUUUGGAUUAGUCUGGCUCUUCUUCGCAUUGGCGAGUAUCAGUCGGAGCAAAUUCCCCUUCAAUAUGGGAUGGUGGGGUUUCACUUUCCCACUGGGAGUCUUCACUACCUCGACAGUUCAGAUGGGUAUGGAAUUACCUUCGGCCUUUUUCAGAGUUCUUGGCACCAUUCUCUCCGUUAUUGUGACGUUAUUGUGGAUAAUGGUAGCAACUACAACGAUCCGGAAGGCUAUCACUGGAGAUUUGUUCUUUGCGCCGUAUUUGAAAGAUGUAGAGGAAAAGGAAGAAUUAAAGAAGAAAAACUUUGGACAGGCUGUGUAA